Molecule: messenger RNA, 1679 nt
Organism: Dipodomys spectabilis (banner-tailed kangaroo rat)
Lineage: Eukaryota; Metazoa; Chordata; Mammalia; Rodentia; Heteromyidae
Gene: Clvs1
Product: clavesin 1
Exons: 6
Coding region: 615-1679 (354 amino acids)
Cellular component (GO): membrane
Molecular function (GO): phosphatidylinositol bisphosphate binding
Source: RefSeq, a predicted model, not a curated record
CACACGCCUCCUACCAAAAUCACAGCCCCGUGCAGCCCAAGCUCUCAUUCACAGCUUUCUAGAGAAAUCUGAGCUCGAACCUGCCAGAAUAGGGGAAUCUCACCCACCCAGUUCAGCCACGAGGACACCUGCAGAAACACAAUCCCAAAGCAAGCCUGGGCGGCUGUGUGAAGGUAUUUGUUGCCUUUUUUCUCCCUUCUGUAUUUGCAGCGCCUCCCCGCCUCUCCCCCUCUAGCUCUUGUGAUGCCAUGGCUGCGGCGUUUCAGCACUCGGGUGCGUGGACAGCUCCCAUCUGCAAUCCCUCUGCACUCCAUCCUUUCCCGCACCCCACUCUCCACCGCCUCCGCGGUCCUUGCUCCUCCCGGGCGCCCCCUCAGUCUGCGUUCCCUUAUCCUAACAUCGGCACCCCCAUCUCCACCAUCGCCGUCAUCAUCUCCACCAUCAUCAGCGCCUAAGCAAUGGCCACAGUUUUGCUUCUGAUUUGGAUGCCAUCACCAUCUAGGGCCUGAAUUCCAGAAGCUUUCCAGGAACAGAAAGAAGACCACUGUUUUGAUGGUAGUCUGCUAGCAGGAAAGUUGUUGAAUGGGCCACAAUUUCAGCACACCAUCACGUGAAUGGGACCAGUCUCUCUUCCUCCAAAACAUCAGAAAUUAACCACUCAGAAAGGAGAUUUGGCCAAGAUGACCCAUUUGCAGGCAGGACUAAGUCCAGAGACUAUAGAGAAAGCACGCCUGGAACUGAAUGAAAACCCAGAUGUUUUACAUCAAGACAUUCAGCAAGUUAGGGACAUGAUCAUCACCAGGCCUGACAUUGGAUUUUUACGUACAGAUGAUGCCUUCAUCCUAAGAUUUCUCCGAGCCAGGAAGUUUCACCAAGCAGAUGCCUUUAGACUCCUGGCUCAGUACUUCCAGUACCGCCAGCUAAACCUGGACAUGUUCAAAAACUUCAAAGCAGAUGAUCCGGGCAUUAAGAGAGCUCUGAUUGAUGGCUUCCCUGGAGUGCUGGAAAACCGUGAUCACUAUGGCAGGAAGAUUCUUCUGCUCUUUGCUGCCAAUUGGGAUCAGAGUAGGAACUCCUUCACAGACAUCCUGCGUGCCAUCUUGCUGUCAUUGGAAGUUCUCAUUGAAGAUCCUGAGCUUCAGAUAAAUGGCUUCAUUUUAAUUAUAGACUGGAGUAAUUUUUCCUUCAAACAAGCCUCCAAACUGACACCUUCAAUCCUUAAACUGGCCAUCGAAGGGUUGCAGGACAGCUUUCCUGCCCGCUUUGGAGGAGUCCACUUUGUCAACCAGCCUUGGUACAUUCAUGCCCUAUACACACUCAUCAAGCCAUUCCUUAAAGACAAGACCAGGAAACGGAUUUUCCUGCAUGGAAACAAUUUAAACAGCCUUCACCAACUAAUACACCCUGAAUUUUUGCCCUCUGAAUUUGGAGGAACACUUCCUCCUUAUGACAUGGGAACUUGGGCCAGGACAUUACUCGGUCCUGACUACAGUGAUGAAAAUGACUAUACUCAUACUUCCUACAAUGCCAUGCAUGUGAAACACACAUCCUCCAACCUGGAGAGAGAAUGCUCACCCAAGCCCAUGAAGAGAUCUCAGUCUGUGGUAGAAGCUGGAACCCUGAAACAUGAAGAGAAGGGAGAGAACGAGAACACUCAGCCUCUCCUGGCUCUGGACUGA